This is a messenger RNA of Harmonia axyridis, 2205 nucleotides long. RefSeq lists its product as uncharacterized. The coding region runs from base 155 to 2158 and encodes 667 amino acids. Gene Ontology annotation, molecular function: long-chain-alcohol O-fatty-acyltransferase activity; diacylglycerol O-acyltransferase activity. The record is from RefSeq and is a predicted model, not a curated record. Gene Ontology annotation, cellular component: plasma membrane. The transcript is spliced from 6 exons. NCBI's taxonomy places the organism in Eukaryota, Metazoa, Arthropoda, Insecta, Coleoptera, Coccinellidae. Gene Ontology annotation, biological process: triglyceride biosynthetic process.
CAUCACCAUCUGUGUCGUACACUAUGAUAAUGUUUAAUUGUGAAUAAACAGGGAUUACAACAUGAUUGAUCUUUUAUUUUUAUUGUUUUUCUUGAUUUCUGACUAAUAUGUUCUUGCCUGAUUCCCUGCAAAUUUGAUCAAUUUUUUUAAGAACAUGUUCAGUUUUUUGAUCAGUGGUACUUUGUUUGUGUUUGUGUUAUUUGCUGUUGUGCCAUUGUUAUUCUUCAAGUUUAUAGUCAGUCAAUUAUUUCUUUCACUAUGGUUUGGACUGAUAUCAAUGAUAUAUCCGGAAUUGGAAUUUAUAAGAACUACAACUGUAAGGAGCCUCCUAGAUACUCACAGAAACCAAGGCAUUGGUGCUAUACUCUUGCGAGUUAAGGGUCCCGCCCAACCUCAAGCUGUUAUACGACACUUACAAGAAGUAGUGAACCGAAAAAGCAAAAAUGGUAAACUGAGCUUUCCCAGGCUGCAUCAAGCACUUGUAACCAAAUGUGGGCAAUACGCUUGGAAAAAUGUGCAAUUCGACAUUGAGAAAAACCUGUCUGUUUCAACCGGUAUCUUCAAGAAUCGACCCAUAUCAGAGUUCAAUAUUCAGGAAUAUGUUAGUGACAUAGUCUCGAAAUAUUUACCUCCCAACUGUUCUCCAUGGCACUUGAUAAUCAUUCCAACUUUAGACGAUCAUCACUACAUUCUUUUAAAAUUGCACCAUAUCCUCCUCAAUGAAAAUCUCAACAUUGGAGAUCUUCUUCCUCUUAUUCCACCAACCAAGCCAAGUACAGGAUUUUUUGUCUGCAAGAGUCCGUUGAAUGACAUCUUCCGGAAGCCGGAGUCAACUCCAAUGCUUGUAGAACAUCUCGUAACAGAAUUGACAAAUUUUUGGAACGAAUUUUUGUCGAAUUACGAUCCUUUGGAAAAUGUAGCCUUGCUUAAGGACAAUCCAAGUUUCACCCAGUUUCUGGGAAUAAUGCUGGUUACCUUUAUAGCGAUAAUAAAAGAAAUCAGACGUGGAAUGAGAGUUAUCAGACCUGAUAUUCGUUCCAGGCUCACUUUCGUUUCGUACACAAUCGAAAAGGAGAAAAAUAAAAGACAAUUGACUCUUUCAACUUUCUUCGUUUCGAUUCUGAUCACGUUAGAUCCAAGAAAUCUGUUUAAAUUUUAUUUGAAAUUAUUUUGGACUCUUUGUAUUUCGUUACCAAUUUCUUUACCUUCCAUCUUCGUUUCGGAGGUUUUUGCCUUGUACCAAUGUAUUCUUUACGGGUAUUGCAGCAAUACAAAAGCCUUUGUGGGUGUUGUUAAAACUUACGCGCCACUACUUUAUGGUGCCCUGUUUGAGUUUAUCGAUCUAGCUAGAAUAAUCUUCUACGCCCCGAAAAAUAUAAUAUCGCAUAUUUUGUGCCAGAAGGAAUACCUUCAAACGGUCACUUUAAGUGGUAGAAAAUGCGUUGCUUGGUCUGAACCAAUAAAAUAUAAUCAUCUACAGGCGAUUUCGAAAAGUUUCGGGGUUUCAGAGUUAGAAAUAAUGUUGGCGUCCUUCAGCAAGAACCUUUCGAAAUACCUCAACCAAACGGAUCAUGUAAUUCCAGAAGAAAUUGCUAUAUUUUUGAGGAAUAUCAAUUCGAAUUACAUAUUUGCUACUGGGGUGAAUAUAAGGCCAGAAGACUCCUGCUCCGGUAUAUUAUUCAUGGGUUUGCCAAUUUUGAACAAUGCAAAGGGAGAUACCUUGAUUGAAAAUUUAGUUAAAAUUAAGAAUAGGUUAAACGAGAGUUUGGAGAAACAGCAGUUGUCUUACUUUUUGACGAUAUUGCAAACCAAGUACGGGAUUUUAACCGAAGUUUUGCCAUCUAUUCUCCUUAUUGUUUAUCUGAGGUAUUUAUCGAGGAAAUUUGCCAUAUCUGUUACUGAAAUGUCCAGUAGGCAUCCCAAUGUCACUCAGAGAACUCUAUGGGGCCAAGAGGUAGAAAGUGCAAUAUAUUUCAGACCCCCACAAGCAAAUACAUGUAUUUCUGUGUGUUUCAAUGAGUAUGCUGACCAUGUAAAAUUGGCUGUCAUGUGUGAUACCCGCUUGGUACCAAAUCAUGUUUUAUUGGCUAGAAAUUUUGUCGAGCACAUCGAGGAACUAGCUCAAUAUACUUCAUCUUAUCCCCAGUUAACCAAAUGAAAAAAGGUUCCAGCAACAAAGAUUUCAAAUAAAUAAAUACUACUGGA